UAACUGUGCUAGCGGGAGGCUAAUGUGAGGUAUUCUAGCACAGCCUAACUUAACGAGGAGUAUUUUUAGUGUGUGUGGGUAAUUAGUUAGUGCAGCCCGGGCCUGGAGGUGGGCUUUGUCCUGCCCAGAUUUACGGAAGCGUUGCUAAUCUUAUUAAGAGCAGCCAUGACAGAUGCACUGAUUCAGUCGUAUGCUACCUGCGAGAGCGCCGAUCAAAGUAUCGCUGGCCAUUCAUGUUGUUGGACUACUGCUGUCGGUGCUGUGGGACCACACUGAUCAAACGCCAUGGCCAACAACUGCCCCUCAACAGCAAGCCCAAUGACACCUGGGCUGUUCUUCAGAACCUGUUGAUGUGUAUGCUGUGCUUCUACUCUCUCUACUAUAUUGUGGUCAAUCUCUGCAUCGGCAUUCUCAGGGUGGAGGAGGUGGACAGCUUGUUAGCGCCUUUUGACUACACCACUCAACCAUCAUGGCAAAGUCCCAAAUAUUUAGUGAGUGUGAUCUCCACAGAGGUGACGUAUGUUCUGGGCGGUCUGAUAUUCGCGUGGAUCGUGGAGGAGUGGGUGUGGGACUACGCCAUCACUGUCACACUGCUGCACGUCGCUCUGACCGUAGCAGUUAUGGCUGAUUUUCCCUCGACAGAGCACUGGUGGAUUGCUCUCGGCUCUGGGUUGUUGAUGAUGAUUUUUGGCGGGCAGCUCCUGGCUUACAGACUCUUCAGAAGUAAUUCUGUGCAUCCUGCAGACCUUCAGAAUUUCUGACACGCUGUGGAACACGUACAGGGAUGAAUUUUCUCAGCUUUAUAUUUCUUUUUUACAUCAUAGGUAGUUUGAAAUGGUUUUGUUAUUCCUAAACAAUAUUUUGUUGUGAAACUCUCUGCUCAUGCUGAUAAAAUAAUUCCAGUAAAUCAUGUUAUUUUGCUGACCUUUUGU
This is a messenger RNA of Sinocyclocheilus anshuiensis, 932 nucleotides long. RefSeq names its product transmembrane protein 244 (gene tmem244). The record is from RefSeq and is a predicted model, not a curated record. The coding region runs from base 234 to 761 and encodes 175 amino acids. The transcript is spliced from 6 exons. NCBI's taxonomy places the organism in Eukaryota, Metazoa, Chordata, Actinopteri, Cypriniformes, Cyprinidae.